AUGGUAGAUGGACAGAAAGACCUAAAGAUGGAAAGGCAGCUUCUGAUCGCCUUUCUGCUGAACUCUCUCCUGGACUGGGUCCGGGCAGCAGGGUGGGGUUGCCAGGUGAAGGUGAUGCUGUCGGCCUUCGGAUCACAGGUAUCCUGCCGCCGCCGCUGCGAGUCCAUCGUGGACACGGUCACCCCCUGUGUGCUUCAGAAGCAGGUCGUCAUCGGGCUGCCACCCUCAGCACCCAGGAAUGUCCAUGAUAUCUCCACAGGGGAGAGGAAGAAGAACCAGCUGGAAAAGGAUGCCAAUACCACCACCGGGCAGACGGCAAAGCAGAGGAACCGCUCAUCUCCAGCUGAAUGUUCCAGGCCCCGAAAACACAAGUUUCCUCUGCUGCCACACAGGCGAGGGGAGCCUCUGAAGCUGCUGCCACCCGCUGAGCUGGGGUUUCAAGUGACUGCUGAGGACCUGGACCGGGAAAAGAGAGCUGCUCUCCAGCGCAUCCAAGAUGCUCUUCGAGGGGACACAGAGGCCACCUGCAGCUGUGGCCCAAGUUUGCCAUCCAGUGCCUUGGCCCUGUCUGCUGCAGUGGCUGCUCCCCUGCCAGCCUCUGACAACCAGGUCACCUCCAUGGGCAGCUCCCCUUCUUCCCAGCCUCUCCUCUUGGGGUCUCACCCUGGCUGCAGUGGGAGCAACUUUGCAUCUACCCAGGCCCUCUCGAUGCUGUCCAGGGGCAGCAUGGCCUUAGUCACAGUCCCCCCAGGGCUGCCUGUGCAGCCUGGGGGUAGUGGCAACCCGGGAUCUACUGCCCAGGCCCCACUCGGGGCUGUUGGUGGACAGUGGCCCGGAGCCAGCACGCUUCACGGCUCUGCCCCGCAUGGACAGCCGGCAGCUCAGGCUCCAGACCCACUCCAGGCCCUGAGCACAUCUCUAGCCCAGCUGUCCUUGGGCAGCGGCACCCAGGCCAGCACCCUUCACAGCUCUCCCCAGCAUGGACAGCCCUCAGCUCAGGCUCCAGACCCACUCCAGGCCCUGAGCACAGCUCUAGCCCAGCUGUCCUUGGGCAGCGGCACCCAGGCCAGCACCCUUCACAGCUCUCCCCAGCAUGGACAGCCGGCAGCUCAGGCUCCAGACCCACUCCGGGCCCUGAGCACAGCUCUAGCCCAGCUGUCCUUGGGCAGCGGCACCCAGGCCAGCACCCUUCACAGCUCUCCCCAGCAUGGACAGGCAGCAUCUCAGGCUCCAGACCCACUCCAGGGCCUGAGCACAUCUCUAGCUCAGCUGUCCUUGGGCAGCGGCACCCAGGCCAGCACCCUUCACAGCUCUCCCCAGCAUGGACAGGCAGCAUCUCAGGCUCCAGACCCACUCCAGGGCCUGAGCACAUCUCUAGCUCAGCUGUCCUUGGGCAGCGGCACCCAGGCCAGCACCCUUCACAGCUCUCCCCAGCAUGGACAGCCGGCAUCUCAGGCUGCAGACCCACUCCAGGGCCUGAGCACAUCUCUAGCCCAGCUGUCCUUGGGCAGCGGCACCCAGGCCAGCACCCUUCACAGCUCUCCCUGGCAUGGACAGCCGGCAGCUCAGGCUCCAGACCCACUCCAGGCCCUGAGCACAGCUCUAGCCCAGCUGUCCUUGGGCAGCGGCACCCAGGCCAGCACCCUUCACAGCUCUCCCCAGCAUGGACAGCCGGCAGCUCAGGUUCCAGACCCACUCCGGGUCCUGAGCACAGCUCUAGCCCAGCUGUCCUUGGGCAGCGGCACCCAGGCCAGCACCCUUCACAGCUCUCCCCGGCAUGGACAGCUGGCAGCUCAGGCUCCGGACCCACUCCAGGCCCUGAGCACAGCUCUAGCCCAGCUGUCCUUGGGUAGCGGCACCCAGGCUGGUUAUGUGGUUCCCUUACCCACAUCUGCCUCCCGGGGCACUGGUGCCAGUGCCCAGCCAGGUUCGGCUACCUCCUCUGCUGUACUCGCCCCUGGAGCGGCCGCUGCCCCUGGCUUGACAGCUGCCCCCCAGGUGCCCGGCGCCGUGUCCCAUGCUGGGCCCAACAGCCAGCAGCCCCGCCCCCCAGGUGGCAGCACAAUGCCGGCCCCCAUCAGCAUGGGGCUUUCGGCAGCACCCCCAGGUUUGGGGAGAGGAGAUGAUGUUGCAGAUCUGUGCUCCAGCUUUGGGGCUCUCAGCAUCUCGGCAGGAACGAGCAGGGCCCCAAGUGGCCUGCAGGGCUCCAGUGCAAGCCUGGGCCCGAGCACAGGGGGCCGCCCAUGCCAGAGCACCCUGUCAGGGACCGCUGGAGCCAGCACGACGAACCACCCUGUGUCGGGAGCCCCGAGUGCCCCUCCCUCCAGUCACAUCCCCAGGCACCUGACCAAGCGGAGGUCCAGCUCAGAUGGCUGCAGCACUGCCAGCAAGGCCGCCUGCGGGGGUGGGGGCAUCCUGGCCUCUCCUCCUAGAGGCCCUGCCUACCUGGUCAGCAAGGCCCUGAGCAGCCUUGCCACCAACACCCCCUCAUCCCCUGCCCUGCACUUGAUUAGGCGCAAAAGAGCUGCACCGUGUAACAAGCCAUCUUCCUCCACAUCACAGCACCCUUCCUUGGGGCCCAAGAGGCAGAGGCUCGGCUGA
This is a messenger RNA of Lutra lutra (Eurasian river otter), 2601 nucleotides long. RefSeq names its product putative nuclear envelope pore membrane protein POM 121B. The coding region runs from base 1 to 2601 and encodes 866 amino acids. NCBI's taxonomy places the organism in Eukaryota, Metazoa, Chordata, Mammalia, Carnivora, Mustelidae. The record is from RefSeq and is a predicted model, not a curated record. The transcript is spliced from 4 exons.